Lathyrus oleraceus (garden pea) is the source of this 564-nucleotide messenger RNA. RefSeq lists its product as uncharacterized. The transcript has a single exon. Bases 1 to 564 code for a protein of 187 amino acids. The record is from RefSeq and is a predicted model, not a curated record. NCBI's taxonomy places the organism in Eukaryota, Viridiplantae, Streptophyta, Magnoliopsida, Fabales, Fabaceae.
AUGGAUGAUUUUAUUGCAACACAAACUCUCUCUAGGUUGGAAUAUAUGAUUGAGCGCUUUGUGGCGACACAAACUCUCCAGAAUGAAGAGUUUAGAAAACAAAAUCUCCAUACUAAUGAAAUCCUUAGGCAGGUGAACAUUGUGGGUCAGUCCCUUGCGAUUCACAACAAGUCAUUAAAGAUCCAAAUAUCCCUACUUGCACACACACCUCUAGGAUCCUUCCCUGGGAAACAUGCGGAUUCUGUAACAAUCAAUAGUGAAAAAAUCAAAAAUUCUAAGGAGAAUGAUAAUGAGGAGAUUUCUUGUGAGAAAAGAGUAGAGAUUGAGAAAAAUAUACUGACACCACCCGAAAGGGAGGUUGUCGAAGAGGUAGAGAAGAAAGCAUCUUAUGUUGUUCCUCCUCUCUAUAACCCACGGAUUCCUUUCACACAAAGGUUUGUCGAAGCUAAGGUAGACUCAAAAUCCAAAAGACAUGUGGAGGUAUUGGAAAAUAUCCAUGCCAAUGCACCUUUGUUUGAGGUCCUGCGUAAAAAGAGAAAAUUAAAGGACCAUGAAACUAAGUAA